UUUGUUUGUUUGUUUGUUUUUUUUUUGCAGCUGGGAUGGAAAGCUAAAGAAGACAUUCUAAGGAAGAUGCCAACCACCACUGUGGCAUCUAACACCAACACCGUAACGUCAACAUCAAUCACCACCACUGUGUCGUCUUCCUCCACUACAUCUGUCACUGUAACUUCUAAAACCUCCGUCUCGAUUACACCCACUACUACUGUUACCGCCGCUUCUAAAGCCAGCAUCGUCACCACGUCUGUCUCGUCGACGCCUACUUCAGCUGUUACUGCAGCUUCCAAGACCAACACCGUCUCUACAUCUGUUUCUUUUACCACACCCACUACAGCUGUUGCUGCCGCUUCUACUGCUGCUAAAGAUGGAGACAGCACACCUGUGUCAAGCUUAACAGACUCGAGUACCAAGCCAGCCGUCAUAACUAACUUACUUGAGACGCGAUUAGCAGACUUACAAGAGAAUCAUAAAGAGAAAGAACGCUCUGAGAAAAGAGAAAUCCUUGAAGCUAAGAAAGAGAAUGAAGCAAAAGAUGAUGACUCUGAGAAAUCUAAACGUUCUGCCUCGCAUCUCAUUGCGUUCUUUAGUCAGUCAAAGUCGUCUAAGAACAAAGAAAAAGAAAAAGAAAAAGAAAACGCGAAGGAAAAAGAAAAAACGAAAACUAAGGAAAAAGACAAAGAGAAAGGACGGGCCACACCUCCCCCGGGAAAGCAAACAUCCGACGCAAAAUCUGCCCCGGGGGGUAAAUUUGAACGUAGGGGUUCCGAGGGGAAAUCGUGGCGGAAGUCUUUAGGGAUUCUAGGUGGAAGUUCCAAACAUGACAAAGAGGAGAAGCAUAAGAGGUACUCUGAUCCUCGAGCUUUCACACCUCAAGAUGUGGUCACGAAAAAUUCACAAACGACAACCACCAAGCAAGAAGACAAGGACGAGAAAUCGAAGAAGAAACAAGCCGAACAACGAUCGUCUGCGCCAACUGCGGAAUUAGCAACGACGAAUUCCAAUUCAGGACCAACAAAACAUGGUGAAAGCUCAUUAAAAACUGUGAAGGAAGAAAAAGAGAAAAAGCCGACCAAACCCACACAACCUGAGAGACGAUCCUCCAAUCCCACAGCGGAGCAAGCGCUGAAAAAUUCUCAAACCCGCGUUAAAACCAACGAGACUUCCUCAUCGACGAAAAAUGUUCCUUUGAGAGAGAAAAAAGGGCGGGUGACCAAUGAAGAGAGGCGAGAAAAAUCGAGAUCUUUAGGUGAUAUAGGUAACAGGCUUCACAAUAUUCAAGAAGUGUCUAUUCUAGAUCCUAGCGUGCCUCCAUCGAGAACAGUCGAUACCAUGGACAUUCCUGAUCAAUUAACAACUGGAGAAAAGCGGCCCAAGUCAAGCGCUGGGCUUCUGGAAACAACUCCAACAAAUAAACCAUUAGAACGAAAACCUCGCGAUGUCAAUGGCACGCUGAAGGACAAUAGUCAUCUUUCAAAUGGGACCUCGAGUGAUGUAGAUCCAUUCAAAAAUACAAGCUUGGAAGCUGCUGCUCUGAACAAUAAUGACAAUUUAACCGAACUGAAACCAACUUUGGACAAAAAGCCAGUUCCUGGCUCAGCAGGGUCUGGUAACGAGGUAAGAUCGGCCCAAGGUUCUACUCUCGAAAAGAAACCGAACACUAGGGGCCUGGGCUCCGACGUGGAGACGACCAACAAGACUACGUCACCCGUCAAAAACUCUCGGAGUGGGAGUGGGUCGAGUUUCAUGCCAGAUCUCAGUGAACUUUCAGCUGAGUUGUCAGCGGCUAUUGCGUCACCGCCACCUGAACCAAUCAGACUGAGCAUGUCUGAGGCGAACCUGUUGAGUACCAGUCCUCCUCCUUCCGGUAGCAGACGGUCACCCAUUGGUAAGGACCACGAUAGUGCUAGCGCGACAGAUAUCGAUCAAAGCACAUGCCAGGAGACUCUGGAAAACCUUGUUCAAGCUUUCCAAAAAGUCGUUGACCUCCAGUCCAGGAUUCUGAAUGACGAACCCUCGGACGAAAGCCAUGAGGUGUUGUCGUACAUUUCAAGCACAUUUUCAGCCAUAGAGGAUCAAAUACACGAGUCGCGCCUUCGACGGCGGCAGUGGGAACUUUCUUCUCUUCCCAGGGGUAAGCCCGGCUCAGGUUCCAGGCCUCUGGGCGGCGCGUUAAGUUUCUCCACUGGCAACUUGGACCAACUGUUACCUAAAGGGAAUUCUUUGAGAAGAAAUUCGGCGUUUUCUAUAUCGUCCAUACCCGAGGAUGUAGAAAUACAUGAAGUUUUACUGGAAAAAUACUCGAACAGAUUGUUAGAGAUGGUCGCGCAAAAACUUAGUAAAUGAGUAGUCUCUACAGCAGCCUGAAAUUCGUUUCUCUGUAAAAAAACAAACAAACAAACAAACAAACAGCACAACGUAACAGUUGUCGUUUUGUCCUUCAAAAUGGUUGUGAAAGUAGCUUCACUGGUUCAUUUCGAGCUUAGUGUGAAUUUGACUGUAGGUUACUUGUCUGUAAAUGUAAUAUGCAGUCUUUUUUUGCUGACCAGGAGGGGCGUGGAGUUUCAAAUCACUCGUUCUAUAAAACAAAUGUGAAAAAGUACGUCUUUCAAAGGUGGACGAGUUUUCGUGUCAAAUUGUGUUAUUUUUGAAUUGAUAUUUUCUACGUUGAUCUACGAAUGUAAGAAAUCGUUAUGAGAGUAGAUACUGAGUAACGGACUGAUUAAAUAUGAUACUUUAUAUUUAAAAGGGAAAAACUAUCAAAAGUAGUUGUAAAUAAACCCUAUGAGGUGAAGUUUGACUUUA
This is a messenger RNA of Orbicella faveolata, 2796 nucleotides long. RefSeq lists its product as uncharacterized. The record is from RefSeq and is a predicted model, not a curated record. NCBI's taxonomy places the organism in Eukaryota, Metazoa, Cnidaria, Anthozoa, Scleractinia, Merulinidae. Gene Ontology annotation, molecular function: protein binding.